CCGACGUGGAUUUACUGGGGAACAGAUCCGCACGACGUUCACAAUAUCUUUUUCUGUAGAUCCCACACAUUUAUGAUUGUCUUCACGCCACUGUGCGGAUCUGCGCAGUCUACGUCGGUACCAAAUGCGUUCUGCUACCUCCUCCAGAUCGAUGACAUUCGUGUCCUCCUCGACUGCGGUGCCCCUGACUGGCGACUGGGCGCAGGCGAAGACGUGGAAGGGGAGGAUGAGGCAGCAAGCAGACGGGAAACGAAGAAGUGGUGGUCGGAGUAUCUGAGUCUUCUAACACGGACUGCCCCUGAAAUAGACCUCGUCUUAUUCACUCAUGGAUCACUGCAACACAUCGGCUUAUAUUCGUAUGCUCGAGCUAAGCUUGGGCUGUCAGCGCCUGCUUUCGCAACCUUACCUGUCCAAGCGCUGGGUCGUAUCGCGGUGUUGGAGGAUGUUGAAGGAUGGCGAGCAGAGGUCGACGUCGACAAUGAGGUGCCAGAAGAAUACUCUGGCGAUGGCGAUGUGAAAAUGGAAUCUGGGAUACAGUUACUUCACAAAGCCAUUGCGACGGCGGACGUCGUAAAGGAAGCAUUCGACUCCAUAACGACUUUGAAGUACUCCCAGGCAACCCAACUCACCGGGAAACUACAAGCACUGACGCUGACGGCUUAUUCUGCAUCACACACCCUCGGCGGCACUCUAUGGAAGCUGCGCUCAGCAUCGUCCGGGACGCUCCUCUACGCAGUUGGGUUGAAUCACAUGAAGGAACAACAUUUGGAUGGUACAGCUCUGGUCCGACCCGGCGGAGGCGGAGUUGGAGAGGGGCUGGGACGGCCGGAUCUUCUAAUCACUGAUGCAGGACGGGUUGGGAUUAUCAGCGUUCGAAGGCGAGAGCGAGAGGAAGCUUUCCUUGAAUCAAUAACCAAUACUCUGCGCUCUUCUGGAUCAGUGCUGAUCCCUGUCGAUGCCUCAACGCGAUUGGUUGAGCUGCUCAUUAUAUUGGACCAACAUUGGACUCAGGCGAAGACGCGUGCCCCACUCUGUCUCGUCUCAAGAACCGGGAAGGAAUGCGUCACCUUUGUACGAUCAUUGAUGGAGUGGAUGGGUGGAUGGAUUACGAGAGAGGGAGAGGUUCCUACAAUCGGUAAGGACAGCAAGAAGAGGAAAAGGCGAAACCGCAAGGAUGAAGAAGAUAUUGAAGAAGAGGAUGCGUUGUUGGCCAACAUGAUUCUUCGAUUCAAGCAUCUGCAGAUUUUUCCCUCUCCGGAAGCUCUGAUGGACGCAAUUCACCCAUCCGCGCCUAAAGUCAUCCUGGCUACUCCCCUCACGAUGUCGCAUGGGGCAUCAAGAGCCAUGUUCGAGUCGUUCUCGAGCAUGCGCAAUAAUCUAUUGCUUUUAGUCAAUAUCGCGGAGAAGGGUACAUUGGCCCGCAGCUUGUGGGAUAUUUGGCAACGUGAACAGGCCGAAACUGCGAAAUGGGGUAAAGGACGACUCGGUGCUAUUGUGAAGGCAGAAACCGAUAUCAGUGUAAGGAUGAACGCGAAGGUGCCAUUAGCAGGGGUAGAGCUGGAAGAGUAUUUGAAUGCGGAGAAGGCUGCAAAGGAGAAGGCUGCUGCUGAAGCUGCUGCUCGACCACAGCUUCUGCUAGAAGCAGACGACGACGACGAAGGCGAUUCUGAAGACGAGGCCAGUGAUGCGUCUAGCGAGUUGGCAGUUGAGGAAGAACUUGGUGGAGGUACGGAUGAAGGGGUAGCAACACGACACUUUGCGGAAGGCAGUGGCGCCAAAGGAGCCGGAGCAGAGGAAGAAGAGGCCGAUUCGGCGAGGCAACAACUUUCUUUCGACAUCUAUCUUAAGGGCAAGGUUGCACGAGCUACAUUCUUCAAGUCUUCGUCGGGAGCCCAGGCGACCCGCUAUCGCAUGUUCCCCUACGUCGAGAAGCGGAGAAGGAUUGACGAGUGGGGUGAAACCAUUGAUGUGGGAACCUGGAUGCGACGCGGCAAAAAGUGGGAGGAGGAAGAAGAAACGGAGGAGAAUCAAGCAGCCAAGGAAGCAAGGCGCAAGAGACAGGAGGAAGAGCAGGCUCAGCACGCUCCUCCUGAACCACCAUCGAAGUAUAUCACAGAGCAACAUUCGAUUGACGUGCGAUGCAAGGUGUACUUCGUAGACUUCGAAGGCCUGAAUGAUGGAAGGGCAACGAAGAUGAUCGUGCCCCAGGUCAACCCGCGCAAAAUGAUUCUGGUUGCGUCCCAGCCAGAAGCGACCGCCGAAUUAAUGCAAGCAUGUGGAGAAAUUCGAUCUAUGACGCGAGAAAUAUCCACGCCAGGCGUAGGAGAAGAGGUCAAGAUUGGCGAGCACUCCCAUAGCUAUUCUAUCUCAGUGGGAGAAACGUUGUUCUCGACCUUGAAAAUGUCAAAGUUCGAGGACAACGAAGUUGCUUUUGUAUCUGGACGAAUAGCCUUCAACCCCAAUUCUGCUAUCCCUGUACUCGAGCCGGCCGCUUCGGCCAAGUCUCAAGAUUCGGCCGUUGUACCCACAGGAACGGACCAAGCUCGAGAGGAGCAAACAAUGAUCGCCACGGUCCCGGCACAAAUUUUACCACAGACAACUCUUAUCGGAGACCUCCGCCUGACCGCUUUGAAGGCCCGCCUGAGCACCCUGGGUAUUACUGCGGACUUUGCGGGAGAGGGUGUUUUGAUCUGUGGCCUGAGUCAAACAGGAAACGGAGGAUCAGACACGGACAUUGUAUCGGUGCGCAAGAUGGGACGCGGCAGAGUCGAGGUAGCGGGGAAUGUCAGCGAUGUGUAUUAUACUGUUAGGAGGGAGCUAUACGGGUUGUAUGCCCAAGUUGCUGGGUGA
Molecule: messenger RNA, 2850 nt
Organism: Dacryopinax primogenitus
Lineage: Eukaryota; Fungi; Basidiomycota; Dacrymycetes; Dacrymycetales; Dacrymycetaceae
Exons: 7
Coding region: 73-2850 (925 amino acids)
Biological process (GO): mRNA 3'-end processing by stem-loop binding and cleavage
Cellular component (GO): mRNA cleavage and polyadenylation specificity factor complex
Molecular function (GO): RNA binding
Source: RefSeq, a predicted model, not a curated record